Messenger RNA from Strongylocentrotus purpuratus (purple sea urchin), 4406 nucleotides. RefSeq lists its product as uncharacterized. Gene Ontology annotation, biological process: protein phosphorylation. The transcript has 11 exons. The coding region runs from base 421 to 3951 and encodes 1176 amino acids. The record is from RefSeq and is a predicted model, not a curated record. Gene Ontology annotation, molecular function: protein kinase activity; protein binding; ATP binding. Lineage: Eukaryota; Metazoa; Echinodermata; Echinoidea; Camarodonta; Strongylocentrotidae.
UUACGUCGGAGUUCAGUGGAGCGCGCAGAGCAUGGGAUAUGAAGCAACGACUGCAUUCCAUAAUUGUUGCUCAGCUCAGUCGCGCAAGGAGUCCUAUCGACUUAUUUUUCUGCAAUGGGACGUCCAAAUGAACGACAGCGUAGCAAUUAUCCAUCCUUCGUGGUCUGAUAUGUUGCAGAUGUGUUAUUCCAAACUGGAAAUUAGUAAACGUAGCUAGCCAAGACAAAUAACCGUUCUCUUUUUACUUUAAAAAUGAUCUCUUAUGCUUGUGCAUUGUGUGUUUUAAGUGACGAUGAAGCUGGUAACAUUGUAGCAGACAUCACAUUAUAGCUUUGGAUCAAAGAAUGGAGGUUGUGCCACCUAUAAAGGGUAUGAAGUGAGAACAAAUAUUUCAUUGAUCGCCCAUGUCAGCUGGUAGCUAUGGCAACCUUGAUAGAGGCCGCUAAGACUGGUAACCUAACCCAGGUCCGUCGGAUCCUGUGUGCAGGACGGACUGACAUCAACUGCAGGGAUAGCGAGAGGAAAGGAACACCACUCUUCUGGGCUGCAAAUGGUGGACAUGAUGAGAUUGUGGCACUGCUGCUGGACAAUGGAGCGAAUAUAGAGAUACCGGUCAAGUAUGGAAUGACCCCUCUCCUGGCCGCAGUGGACAGGAAACAUCUCACAACGACGAAGCUACUGUUAGCCCGGGGGGCAGAUGUCAACGCCCAGAGCCAGAAUGGAGACACCGCGCUGCACCUCGCAGCGUACCGGGGCUCUAGUCAUCUCUGCAGGCUGCUGCUUGAGUUUGGAGCCAGCAAAACUUUCCUCAAUAACACCGGCAAGACGGCCCAGCAAGGGGCAGACGCCGCUGGACACGAGUCCAUCUUCAACCUCCUGGCACAAGAGACUAGUCACAAAGCUGUUUGUCGGAGUUCAUCCCUCCCAUCGGCCUAUCAAACCGACGGUCCUGUUGAAGCCAGCUGGAGAGAGCCGAGAGUGGCCAGUGAGAGUGAUGAUUCCCCGUUCUUUGACAACGAUGAGGAGUGGAACAGUCUUCAGCGGAAGCUGUCAAAGCCCCCCUUGCACCAUGUCAUGGCAAUCGGGAGAGACGUAGAAGUAACCAGAUGUUACUCGGCUCAACAGUUGGACAAAGUUGGCAGAAUGUCUCCACCAUCUAAUCAACACAGUGUUCCUCACAAAAAAAGUCCCCAUCAUCAUCUCAUUGACAGCUCAAGACCCAUGCGUCGUGGUUCGAACCCUGAGAUGCAAAGAGAGUGUAGAGGGCAGGGUCCUUGCAAACAUGUUGGUGAGGCUUACUUCUCAAGGGAUCUGAAACAAGACAGGAGAUGGAGUCCUCCGUUGCCUAGGCAACAUUCAGAGGGCGCUCCUGUGGGGCAAUAUCAUGGGUUUCCGGUGCAAAGAGAUGGUCAAUUGAGGUUUCAAGAGUCGUCCGGAAAUGGCUUCAGUUACAAAACAAAUAGACAGCCUACAAGGCAGCUGCCACAUCAUGAGCAUUCGAUUAGGAGAGAUAUCAGUACCGGUUAUAAUGAAUCUUUGCAAAAUGUAGAUGUUACCCAUCGAUUGAGUCCUGAAACACCCAGGAGGAAUCCUGAGGUGAGGGAUGUUUACCAUCAGCAAAUGGGAUCGUCCAGGAGGCUCGGAGAUGAACAUAUACGACAUCCAGGAAUUUUAUCAACUGCAGGUAGUGCAACGGCGAAUAAUGGCCACAGUGGACCUGAUAACCAUGUGCAGUGGAGUCCUGACAUUCUGAGUGGCCACAGGGAUCACCAGAAAAACUCUCAGGGAUGCUUCACGAUUUCUGAUCACUCCAAUGACCAAGGAUCGCAGCGUCAAAGACUGUUGCAAGAUUCAGGUUCCGCUGCAGUAGGGUACGGACAAAGAACUCUUGGAAAAAACAAUCUGCAGAAUGUUGAGAGGGAUAUCAUGGACGCUUCUGGUGGAGAUCAAAAUUCAGAAGUCAGGCAGCUGCAUUCUGUCAUUGAGAAAUUGUUAGAGGAUAAACUGAGCUUGAAAGAGCAGAAUCAGAUGAUGGGGGAGAGAAUGAAUCGAUUAGAGUUGGCACUGGAUGCUGCUCUUGCUGCGGACUCCAGCUCUGAGGAAUCGUUGCAGACAUCAUCAGAUUCUGACCUGGUCCAGGCUCUAGCCAAAAAGUUGGACUCAAAUUUGGGGAGUGGAAAUUUAGAACAGUUGUGUUUAAAACUGCUGAAUGAUAAUCAAAGACUAAAUGCACUUCCAGUGUUACCAGGUAGAAGAGACGACUAUGUCAUUGACUCAGGGGAGAACAGAGGUCCUCAGGAUUAUACGAUUGACGGGAGAAACAGACCAAGCACUCCAUCUAGGAAUUCUGACCUCAAACCUGAAAGUGGAAAUGAAUACUUGAGUAUCAGGAGUCCUUCAGAGCGAUCAACCAGUUCAUCAUCGCUGUCGCCAUCAUCAGAAUCAUCCUCUUACGAUUACGGAAGUGGUUCCGACUAUGGAGCUUCCUCAAAAAAAUUGUCGGGUGACAAGGAGAGUGCCCAGACGGAAAGGACAUCGGUCAAGCAGCCGACAUUGAGCAUGACCUUCACCAGGGAGUGCUGGCGCUCUCUGAACUCCAGUUACCCCAAAGUGGCUUUCCACAGCGGGAACACUGCUAGCACUGCCACGAAGGUUGCCUCCCCAAACAGAACUGAGAACAUAAAAAGGGUCCUGCAGGCCAUGAAUGAGAACGAUAAGCAUUUGGACUCCAGAGGGCAGUAUUCAACCCAAUUGACUGAUGGAGGAGAGUCAGAGUCCAGUCAAACUGUUGAUAUUUUAGAGAAAUGGGGUCAAACUUCUGGACCCGGUGGCAAUAUAUCUGCACAGUUUAAGUGUGUGAUGAAUGACAAACUGUGCAUAUUAAAGGUUGAUAAUUCAAAAACGUUUCAGCAAGAAAACAAUGAUGCUGUUGAGCAUGUGGAGGAGACACUUUCACCAUCCCCACACCUUCUCCUCCCCAUCCACCACUGGGAUGUGCCCCUCCCUGGAGAGGGUAGGUUUGCACAGCAGCUCCUGAUGCAGCUCCAGGCAAAUCCUUCAAGGAGCAAAGAAAGUCUUCCAGGAAGCCAGGAAACUGGUCACCACCCUUCAAAAGGAGGGCAUGGAGAUGUAGGCUUACCCCAAGAUGCAGGGUAUCAACCAGAUAAGGAUGUCUUCCGGUGUCUCAUCUACUCAUCGGUCAAACUGACCCUUGAAGAGCUGUUCAGAUGGGGGAUAAUGAACGCUGAGGAGGAGCCGACGCCCUGUACAGACACCGGUAUAACUCGCAUCCUCCUCCAGCUGCUCCUAGCUGUGGAGCACCUGCAUCGGGAAGGCGUGGUCCAUGGUAACAUCCAUCCCGGGUGUGUCUAUGUGACAGAAGAUAUGAGGGUGGUCCUAGGGGGUCUGGAGAAGGCGAGACGGUUGGAUAAGAGGGGUGGAAAUACACCCCUUCCUGAAAUGGCUUCUAAUAUACCAGAGGUCACUGCAGGUCAAAGUUCAGAUGAAAGUGGAGACACCUUUGCCAUAGCAGCCACACUAGUCAAGCUCCUUAGGUCACAGGGAGGCUCUGCUGAACUUAGCAACCAACAAGUCACUACCCCUCCAGACUGGUUAUCAAGGAAUCUACAUAACUUGCUCACAGAGAUGCUGUGCAGUGAUCCUGAGAACAGGCCACCAGUCAAGUCUGCUCUGUUAAGAGCGGCGGCCAUGUUGUACGGGCCUGAACCAGAUGAGGUCAAGAGUGAAGUAGACUGUGAGGAAUGGCUGAUAUCCCAAGCUCUCCGUCUCAUCAUUACUGCUCCCCGGGACCAAUCCUCCUUAUCUCCUACAGGGGAGCAGGACCUUGGUGAUUCUAUCUCCAGAUUGGACUGGGGGCUGAGCAGAGACUUCAUCAUGUCCGUCACACCAGAACAAGUCUGGCAACUGUGUCAGCAACACACCAAGACCUGAUUGCAACACCAGGACCAAGACCAAGACCUGAUUGCAACACCAGGACCAAGACCAAGACCUGAUCGCUACACCACUCCCUCAGAAACAAAAAAGAGCCGCCCUCUGCUGCUCUGAGAUGCUGGAUACUACUGAAAGGAGUGGUGAUGAAGAACGAUACCAAGAGAUGCAUACAAAGAUAUCUAUCUUUACUUUCCCUCAGCAACAAAAAAGAGUUGCUCUAUGCUGCUCCGAGAUCCUGGAUACUAAUGGUGAUGAAGAACGAUAUCAAUUAGAGAUGGAUUCAAAGUUAUCUAUCUUUGGUGUUGUGUUUCAUCGGCAUUGUCGGCAAAUCUGUAGGGCCAUCCUGCACAGACGCAAUGGCCUCCGCCAACUCCAGUGUUGCGCCCUCUAUUGUUUCGUUUCUUGGAUGAGAGUAUGACGGGGAACGCGGUACAGAGGAUAGUUGAUAGAGGAUA